Messenger RNA from Jaculus jaculus (lesser Egyptian jerboa), 2615 nucleotides. RefSeq names its product cyclin K (gene Ccnk). Lineage: Eukaryota; Metazoa; Chordata; Mammalia; Rodentia; Dipodidae. Gene Ontology annotation, molecular function: cyclin-dependent protein serine/threonine kinase activator activity. The record is from RefSeq and is a predicted model, not a curated record. Gene Ontology annotation, biological process: regulation of transcription by RNA polymerase II; positive regulation of DNA-templated transcription, elongation. Gene Ontology annotation, cellular component: cyclin/CDK positive transcription elongation factor complex; nucleus.
CAUAGCCCAGCAGAAUCAAAUGAAUUGGUGUCUAGAGAAUUGCUCACCCUGGUGUUCCCUACAGUAGAAGGUCUCCAGAUGGUUUACCUUAAGGAAGUCACAGGACUGAAACAUUUUCAGAGAACCUUUUAGAAGGAAUAAGUCUGCUUCAAUAAAUGAAGGAGAAUAAAGAAAACUCAAGCCCUUCAGUAGCAUCAGCAAACCUGGACCACACAAAACCAUGUUGGUACUGGGAUAAGAAAGACUUGGCUCAUACACCCUCACAACUUGAAGGCCUCGAUCCUGCCACCGAGGCCCGGUACCGCCGAGAGGGGGCUCGCUUCAUCUUUGAUGUGGGCACACGUUUGGGGCUACACUAUGAUACCCUGGCAACUGGAAUAAUUUAUUUUCAUCGCUUCUAUAUGUUCCAUUCCUUCAAGCAAUUCCCAAGAUAUGUGACAGGAGCUUGUUGCCUCUUUUUGGCUGGAAAAGUAGAAGAAACACCAAAAAAAUGUAAAGAUAUCAUCAAAACAGCUCGUAGUUUAUUAAAUGAUGUGCAAUUUGGCCAGUUUGGAGAUGACCCAAAGGAAGAAGUAAUGGUUUUGGAGAGAAUCUUACUACAGACUAUAAAGUUUGAUUUGCAAGUAGAGCAUCCAUACCAGUUCCUUCUCAAAUAUGCAAAACAACUCAAAGGUGAUAAGAACAAAAUUCAGAAGUUGGUCCAAAUGGCAUGGACGUUUGUAAAUGACAGUCUCUGCACCACCUUAUCACUGCAGUGGGAACCAGAGAUCAUAGCAGUAGCAGUGAUGUAUCUCGCAGGACGUCUGUGCAAAUUUGAAAUACAAGAAUGGACCUCCAAACCUAUGUAUAGGAGAUGGUGGGAACAGUUUGUUCAAGAUGUCCCUGUUGAUGUUUUAGAAGACAUCUGCCACCAGAUCCUGGACCUGUACUCACAAGGGAAGCAACAGAUGCCUCACCACACCCCUCAUCAGCUGCAGCAGCCCCCAUCUCUUCAGCCCACACCACAAGUGCCACAAGUACAGCAGUCACAGGCGGCUCAGGGCUCUGACCCAGCCCCGGCCCAGCAGAAGGACUCGCAGCAGCCAGCUCCACAGCCACAGCCGCAGCCGCAGCAGCCACAACCACCGCCACCACCAGCCCAGCAACAGCAGCAGCCUCCACCACCACCCAAGAAACCAUCUCCACAGCCUAGUCCUCCUCGACAGGCUAAGCGUACCGUGGUUGUUUCUCCCAAAGAAGAAAACAAAGUCACAGAACCACCACCACCUAAAAUCCCCAAACUUGAGACCACCCACCCACCUUUACCCCCAGCACAUCCACCUCCAGACCGGAAGCCUCCCCUGGCCACUGCCUUAGGUGAUGGCGAGCCACCUGGUCCAGUGGAAGCUGGUGACCUCCCCAAAGUCCAGAUUCCACCUCCAGCCCAUCCAGCCCCUGUGCACCAACCCCCACCGCUGCCGCAUCGGCCUCCACCCCCGCCCCCCUCGAGCUACAUGACCGGGAUGUCCACCACCAGCUCCUACAUGUCUGGAGAGGGCUACCAGAGCCUGCAGUCCAUGAUGAAGACCGAGGGCCCUUCCUAUGGCGCCCUGCCCCCAGCCUACGGCCCACCCGCCCACCUUCCCUACCACCCCCAUGUCUACCCUCCCAACCCGCCCCCACCACCUGUGCCCCCACCCCCAGCCUCCUUUCCCCCACCCACCAUUCCCCCCCCCACUCCAGGGUACCCCCCGCCUCCCCCCACAUACAACCCCAAUUUCCCACCCCCACCCCCCCGCCUGCCCCCCGCCCAUGCAGUCCCACCUCACCCUCCUCCAGGAUUGGGCCUGCCACCUGCUAGCUACCCGCCUCCUGCUGUCCCCCCUGGGGGACAGCCACCUGUGCCCCCGCCUAUCCCCCCACCUGGCAUGCCACCUGUUGGGGGGCUGGGGCGGGCAGCCUGGCUGAGAUAACAUGACGCCUUGUCCCUUGUUUUUUAACAAGAGUUUUUCUGAUUGACGUGAGUAGUUUGAGGGGUAAGCAUCAGGGUACCUUGUAUAAUGCUAGACAGUUAGGGUAUGGAAGAAGGGAACACCCUCCCUCAUGGAGGGCGGGACAGAGCCUCAGUGUGGCCUGGCAGUGCCUCUUGCCAUUUUGACUGUACCCAGCUUCCGCUAACAUCAUCUGAGAGUCCUGCACUGGGUUCCUGUACUCUAGUGAAAAUGUUAACCAGCCACAUUGGCUCCAUGAAUAGCUUCAGUAAGGAGUGAAUUUCCUUCUAGAAAUCAGUGCCUAUUUCCUGAAAGCUCAAUUUCCAAUAGUCCUAUCUCUUCUGCAGUCACGCUGUUGUCGUUUCGUUCAGUGGCUUCUCUGUAGCCACUGCUACCUGUAGUUUUUUGCAUCCUUUGUCUGCAGUCACCGGAAGGGCUGUCUUGUUGGAUGGCUUUUUUCUUUUCCUCCUGGGAGAAGGGGAGAAAUGUACUUGGAAAGUAAUGUAUGUUUACAUCUCUUUGCAAAUUCCUGUACAUAGAGAUAUAUUUUUUAAGCGUGAAUGUAACAACAUACUGUGAAUUCCAUCUUGGUUACAAAUGAAACUCCUUCAGUCAGUUACCCAAAUAAAAUCAGCUCUAAAACGA